Molecule: messenger RNA, 1926 nt
Organism: Mercenaria mercenaria
Lineage: Eukaryota; Metazoa; Mollusca; Bivalvia; Venerida; Veneridae
Product: carbohydrate sulfotransferase 3-like
Exons: 3
Coding region: 125-1474 (449 amino acids)
Biological process (GO): sulfur compound metabolic process; N-acetylglucosamine metabolic process
Molecular function (GO): N-acetylglucosamine 6-O-sulfotransferase activity
Source: RefSeq, a predicted model, not a curated record
UAUCCAAGAGAAUGAAGACUUCAAAACCCUGACGAGCAAUGGUAAAGUUGUCAAAAAGAUAUAUCGCACUAUUGGAAUAAUUCUUGUUAUUUUGGCAAGCAUCUUCUUUUAUGUUUCUAUCAGGAUGAAAAGCAAGGUCAACGUAGGAGCUUUAACUCCGCCUGCUCCUGCACCAGUUGCACAGACGAAAACAAACAUAAAAUACCGUCCGCAUAUUGACUCUACUAUAAACGAAAGAGUCCCGUCAACGUUAUACCGCAACGUUAGCAGAAAUCAUUCAAAACAGUUGUCAAACACCGAUACUAGUAUACGUAGUACCAAUAAGAACAGAAGUGAUCGAAACAAAUUGGAAAAAGGUCGACAGAAAGACAAAACAAAAGAUAUGCAGGAAAAAGAGGGUGAUAAAAGCAAAGCAAAUGCCACAGUUCUCAGUCAUAGAAAAAUUGUUUUGAUUAUAGCGUACAUGAGAACUGGAUCGACUUUAACAGGCUCUAUCUUUCAAGAAUACCCAGACACAUUCUAUGUUUUUGAACCAGUUAGAUUGAUAAAUCAAGCUUUCAAAGGAAAAGACCAAAAAGAUAAAACGAAUGUGACACUGAAAUACAUCAAUGGAACUAAAAGGCAAUACAAGACAUCAGAAAGAAACAAAGUUGUUUUGGAUGAAAUUAACAGUUGGUUAAAUUGCAAGUUGGACUCUAUCAGUACACAAAGCCUGACAAACGUUCAUCAUAAGACUUUCACAAAAAUCAUGAAAACGUUUUAUUUUUGUAGUAAAAAAUACAUUUCUAAGAGCACAAAGGCGGGAAAGGCAAGCAGUGCCUCCUUCAAAGAGACCAACGCGAAUCUAAAACAUUGCCUUAAAAAGGCAGAGGAAUCUUGUCAGAAAUCACCGCUAGUGGCGCUUAAGUUUAUACGCUUGAGGAUGAAGGAUGUUGCAAAGUUGUUGCCAUUUUAUCCAAACAUGAAAAUAAUACAUCUUGUUCGUGAUCCGAGAGGAAUACUGAUAUCUAGAAUUAAACUUAAGGCGAUCACAACUAAAAAUUACCAAGCGAAAGUAAAAUCACACUGUUCUUCGAUAGAACAAGAUCUAAAAUUUUCAAAAGCCAUUCUACAAACAUAUUCAGAUAGGUUGAAAAUUGUUUACUACGAAGAUAUUGCUGAAAGACCACUAGAAACUACACGAGCAUUGACUGAAUUUGCAGGAUUAAGGUUUGUAAAAUCUAUGCAAACUUUUAUCGAGAAACAAACACAUGCAUCACGUGAUUCAGGUCCUUACGCUACUCAAAGAAGAAAUUCUAAGACAACGGCCAAAAAAUGGAGAACCUUGAUUGACCCAGAAAUGGCGAAAUAUACAUACAAUGCGUGCAAAACAAGCAAUUUUGUUUUAGGUUAUCUCCCUUUACUAUCUGUCAAAGCGCUAAGAAAUCUAACGAUACCGUCAAGAAAGUUACAAGACGUAGUGAAAAAUUUGUAAAACUAUCUUGAAUAAUGAAUAUAAAUGGGUUUAAGGUUGAUAUGCACUUAGUGACUUUGAAAUUAAUAUAUCAUAGUUUGGCCAUUUGGGAAAUAUAUAUUUGAUUAUAAAAACACAUGAUUUCGCGACAGACUUGUUCCGAUACUAGUAAAAGGGCCGUCAUGUUGACAACUACGUAAAACUGAACACUUUAUGUGGCUGUAUAAUUGAGCACAGUUAUAUUUAUACAUAUGAAAAUUUUAAUUAACCCUUAUCAUGCUCUGCCUUUGUGACCAGUGUAGUCAUGAUCUGCACUGUUUGUGCAGUCUGAUCAUAAUCUGCACUGUUCGCCAUUCAAUCAGAAACGUUUCGGUAUGCACCCCUUUGAACAGUUAAUGGUACUGUCUAAACUGAAAGACGGACAAUAUCAUUAUAGAAAUUAAGCAGGGUAAGGGUUAAGGUGGUGAACCCGU